Molecule: messenger RNA, 405 nt
Organism: Rhodotorula graminis WP1
Lineage: Eukaryota; Fungi; Basidiomycota; Microbotryomycetes; Sporidiobolales; Sporidiobolaceae
Exons: 3
Coding region: 1-405 (134 amino acids)
Source: RefSeq, a predicted model, not a curated record
AUGGAUCGGCCCGUCUCUUCUCCCACGCAUUCGGUCGUCACCGGACUCGACAUCUACGGCGUCGCCGUCCGCGCCGUGUACAACGCGAUCAACAAGGAGGAGGAGAAGGGUCUGGUCCCUCGCAUACUCGUCCUCGAUGGUCUCGCGGCGCUCACGGCGGCUUACGUCGCUCGCAACCGCAACCUCGACUCGGGUUUCCUCCUUCUCGACCAUCCCCUGCCGGUCGAACUUGCGCCUGUCGAGCUGCGGUGCAAGGACAGUCGCAACGAGGCCGACCUCGAUCGCGAUAUGACCACGCCCGAGCAGUACAUCGCCCGGCGCCACAUCCUGGAGGGCGAGGACCGCACUCCCACGUGGCUUCGCCGCGGCCACCAGCGCUCCGGGUCGGGUCGGUCGGGCCAGUAG